Seminavis robusta is the source of this 1851-nucleotide messenger RNA. The record is from the annotation of a GenBank genome assembly. Lineage: Eukaryota; Bacillariophyta; Bacillariophyceae; Naviculales; Naviculaceae.
AUGAUGAUGGCCCCAUCAUCGAAUAACCACUGGUACUACAAACUCUUCUUGUUCUUGUUAUCCAGCCAUAUCCCUGAUUGCACUGUUGCUUGGUCUCUCCCCAAAGUUGUAGUUCCUUACAAACCAAUUCUACACAUCAGACAGUCAAUUGGUGAGGUCCAACGUGCAGCAACUUAUCAUCAUGACCAUCAUCAUCAUCCUCCUCCAAGCCAUCCUCCAUCACAAAAGCAAGCAACAUGGUCAUUCCCCAAUGGUCAACACGUGCCACAGGUGAUUGCUGCAACACUAGUUGCGACGGCACUUUGGAUGGGCAAUCCUGUCCUGGCUGCCGAUGAGGCACUCUUGAAUGAAUUGUCCAAAGAAGACAGUAUAUUGGUCGAAUCUCGAUCGCCACCACCCAUCCAAGCGGAAUCGUCCCCACAAGCCAUGGCGUUGGCGAAAAAGUUGCAAACACUCCAUGCCAAAAUGUACGGUGCUUAUUGGUGCAAAUUCUGUGCCAAACAAAAAGAACUCUUUGGAAAACAGGCGUUUGACAACAAUAACAAUAAGAACGCGAUUGAAUACGUCGAAUGCAGCGGGGAUGGUGAAAACUCACAAGCCAAAACGCUCUGUAAAGACAAGGAUAUUCAAGGAUAUCCAGCUUGGGAGAUUAAUGGAAGACUUUAUUCGGGACAACGAUCGUUGGACGAGAUGGAAGUCAUGGUCCGAAUGGCAGAAGCAUCGGAACCGGGAAAUACCAAAGGAUCACCUCGCAUUCUGACAUCUUCCAGCAAACGUGCCAUGGACAUUUCGCAACAACUCGAGUCACUCCAAGGAUCGCUCUUUGGAUCCUACUGGGACCCACACACAUUUGAGCAAAAGGAGAGAUUGGGAAAAGAGGCAUUUUCCAAGCUUUCCUAUGUGGAGUGUGCCAAAGAUGCCGACAACUCACAGCUUGAUCUCUGUAAGGAAAAGCACGUUCAGGUGGUGCCGACAUGGCAAAUCAAUGGGGAAAUGUAUCCAGGAGAUCAAGAUCUAGACGAACUGGAAGAGAUCAUUGCCAGUAGCAGCAAGAAGAGCAAUAAGGCAACAGAUGCAAGCCCAGCGCUGUUGGCAUCGGCUGAAACACCCACGGAUGUACAAUCGCCGCCGCCACCACCAGCACAACAACAAUCCAAAGCACAAGAAAAGCCGUCGCCACGAGAGAUUUCCGAAACGUCCUCCAACAAAGCUUUGGCUCUGGCAAUUCAGAUGCAGUCUUUGGACACACGAAUGUACGGUGCCUACUUUUGUGACCAUUGCUACGAUCAGAAACAAGCCUUUGGCAAAGAAGCCUUCUCCAUUAUCCCUUACGUGGAGUGCACAAAAGAUGGCAAGGACUCGCAGCUUGGUCUAUGCUUGGAAAAGGGCAUACGCUCUGUCCCAACUUGGCAGAUCGCCGGGAAGCUAUAUGAGGGAGAGCGAAGCAUUGACCAGCUGCAAAAACUGGUUCAAGCGGAACUGGAACAAUCGAAAACUGUGCAAGUUGCAAAAACUAAGGACCAGCAACAACAAUCGGGCAAUGCUCCUCCGCCAAUUGUUGCAGUGUCAUCCGCCCGUGCGUUUCAAGUUGCAGAUGAAAUGGAAAAGGUUCAUGCCAAGCUGUAUGGGGCCUACUGGUGUAGGUAUACACAAGCACAGAAAGAGCGCUUUGGCCAGGAAGCCUUUGCCAAGAUCAACUAUGUGGAAUGUAGCGAAGAUGGGCUGAAUUCGGCCUCGGGAGUCUGCCGCGAGAAGGGUGUAGACGGUUACCCUACAUGGGAAGUCAACGGCAAGCUUUACCCCGGUGACCAAGACUUGGACGAGCUUGAAACUCUCGUUCAAGAGCAAUAG